CAUACGUACUUAAUCGAAUACUUCUACCACUUUACCUUUACAUUCUAGCACUGAUAAUUCACGAAGACAAUCAUGUCGACGGAUGCCAAGCUCCAGCUGCUCAUAGCCGCCCUGGGCGCCGUAGCGCUGCAGCAAUUCGUGUCUCGACGUCAUCACCAGACUAUCGCAGCGGAGAAGGUGAAGCAGCAGAAGUUUCAAACCAAGAAACUGGCUGAAAGCGCUGCUUCAGACAAUGACGAGGCAUUUGUGGUUGAGAUUGAGUACUGCACAGGAUGCCGCUGGAUGCUACGCGCCGCGUGGAUGGCACAGGAGUUGCUCACGACAUUCCAACAGGACGAGAACAGUCGUCUUCGGUCCGUGACACUCACACCUAACUCGCGCCAAGGCGGUGUAUUCAACGUAUACUUGCGUGAGGUUGGGCCAAACGCUGAUCCGGAUGCUGAGCCAGAGGUGUUGUGGUCUCGCAAGAUCGCGCGCCGAUUCCCGGAAUCCAAGGAGCUCAAGCAGCUUGUGCGCGACAUUAUGUGUCCUGAGCGGGGACUUGGCCACUCAGACAAGAAGUAAACGGUGAAGAGAGAAUACUGUUCGUGUGCAUGAAUCCUAUCGCUUUACGCAGUCUAAACUAAAUGCGCUGCUACUGAGGCGCUCGGAGGUUUGUCAUGACAGUCGGAAGAGAUGGGCGACUUGAACCGCUUGGAAAGACGGCACUAGGACUGACGGCCCAAAGCUCCGUUAGCCACCAACAGAUAAAUUUGCUAAUAAAUCAUUAACCGUACCGUGAAAAAAGAC
Messenger RNA from Phytophthora nicotianae INRA-310, 789 nucleotides. RefSeq lists its product as hypothetical. Lineage: Eukaryota; Oomycota; Peronosporomycetes; Peronosporales; Peronosporaceae. Bases 73 to 564 code for a protein of 163 amino acids. The transcript has a single exon. The record is from RefSeq and is a predicted model, not a curated record.